Molecule: messenger RNA, 8983 nt
Organism: Egretta garzetta (little egret)
Lineage: Eukaryota; Metazoa; Chordata; Aves; Pelecaniformes; Ardeidae
Product: vacuolar protein 8
Exons: 14
Coding region: 4549-6099 (516 amino acids)
Biological process (GO): nucleus-vacuole junction assembly
Molecular function (GO): protein binding; protein-membrane adaptor activity
Source: RefSeq, a predicted model, not a curated record
ACCACCAAAAAAGCGCAGCAAAGGGCUGUGGGUGAACAGUAUUGACUGGUGCACAAAGAUGUGUGGCGGCUGAGUAGGUGCUAAAAUUUACACUGAUUUAUUUUUUAAAAACUCUUGCAGAUUAUUUCUGAGGCAAGGAAAAAAAAAAACACGCCUAUAGAUUUAAAAAAAGAGCAGGAAAAGAUGCACAUGCACAAUUUUAGCUGAGUUUUUAAAUUCAGGGGCAAUGACUGGGAAGGCAGCCAAAACCAACUGAUGAAGGAAAAAGGCAUGAAAGAUGGGAAGCAGACAUAAUCCCCAAAUGCUGCUUUGCUGCUUCCUGCACAGGAAAAGUAAUGCAGUGCUUCAAUCUCUCUAACCUAUGGUGGUGGUUUAAUUUUUGUUACAAUUUUUUUUGGCUACUAAGUUCUUCAGGCAUGGCCACCUAUGAAGGCAGCAUCCAAUGAGUGGUUCUGAAACAUAAACAUGGUGAAAGUUUUCAGUUCUGGCCAGCUGUGGUUAACUGAUGAGCACCCUGGCCUAGAGAGACAUGCAAUUCGCACUCUCCUUUUAAGCUUUUUCCUUUAUGCAGGGGUUGCUAAACUGUAGCUCAAGUGCAGCUGGUGCUACUGCUUUUGCUGUAACCAACAAUAAGACACUAUUAACGUGGAGGCUGCUUGAUAAUGCACUUGUGGGAGAAAGCCAGCUUGCUAGGGCCAGUAAGGUUUCCAGAAUUGUUGAGAUUUGGCUGCACCCAACACCCCACCCACCCCCAUUUCUUAAUGGUUCUGAAGACCUGUGGGAUGCUCAUGUCGUUCCCCUUCAGUGAUGGAGAACUCUAUUUUCUGAGAUAUGUGGAAUAUAUCUUAUUGGGACAGAAAGGGUGGUCUCUUCUCUUUCAGUUCUCCAUUGUAUUUAAGACAACAUACUGUGGGCCCAGAAGAAAAAGCAAAACAAAAAAACCCCUACGAUGUGAAACUUUUUGUGAAUAUAUUUUAAUUAUUUCAAAUACAUUUGCCUAAUGGCAAAUAGUGAAAGUUGUUUCAAGUUUUGUUUGUUCCUCAUUUUUUCAAGAAUUUCACAUUUCCACUAUGGGCUGUGUGGUGCUUCAGUGCAGCUCCUUGUUAGCAAAAACAUCAGGAUGUGCACCUAUGCCUCGGAAGCACAUCAAACCUGUGGUUUUCUAAGGAUAUUGUGUAUGAAACACAACCUGACAGGUCUCCUUUCACCUCUGUCCUGCAAGCUGAUAUACUUCAUCAGAUACUCGAUGCCCUGCCUUUGCAUGGUAAUUUACCUCGUAAAAUUUCAGAUUUUUUUUUUUUUAAUACAUUUUGUUCAAACUUCUAAGGUAUGUAGAUACCUCUGACUUACCUUUGAUGUUUUAGAAGCACUAUCCUUUGCUACAAAGCAAAAAAAUUGCCAAAAUAUUUUUAAUUUAUGUGUUUAUUAUUAUCAUAGGAGAUGGUAGCUCUGGGCAUGACACGAAGUGCCACUUUAUUUGAAUACAGUAACAGUCCAGAAAAUUUACAAUGAAGUAUGAGGUUUGAGUUACAUGUAGGCAAAGCAGCACAAUAAUACUGUGUCAUCACUGGCCCAAGCCGAACUCUUGCUGGCUGCUAGCAGAUGUUAUCACUAUUCAGUGAGUCAGCUGAGUACUUGUACAUCUUCUGGGCCCUAAUGUAGAAAGGGGAAAUGAGUAGGAAGGUCCAUGGUUAAUAGUCUGCAGUGAAGUCAGAUUGUCCCAUCAGGGAAUGCCGCUCUUAAAAGUGUUACAAAAUUAUAAUGUAACCUCAAUUCCAAAGAUUUAUCAAGAAUGAAGAAACCCAGAGCGAGGUUGGUUUUAAUCUCUUCAUAAAACUGGAGCAUAGUCUUACACAAGGCAGUGGUGUUACUUAACCAUCUUUGGCCUGGUCCUUUACGUGCAGCUGUUACUUUACAAUAGAGAUUCACACCUAAAGGAGCUUCUUCUCCUGUUAAAACCUUGCUCAGUUUUACAGCCCCCUUGGGUAAAUUUUGUGAAUCUGUGAGUGGGACAAGUCUCAAGGGAGCUGUGUGAAGGGGAGGCUUCAGUAGAUGGCACUCUCCCUCUGAGUGAGGAUGCAAAUACCUCUGCCAGUGAGUCUGAUGCAGUGAAAGUAAUUUCCUUUAUACUCUACAAAAAUUGCGAUGAACGCAGACAAAGCUCUGCUUAACUAUGCAAUGAAAUAACCCGUGGCAGUUUUUCACAAAUCUGGAUCUAUCAAGUCCUCACAUCUGGCUUUCUCCCUGCUUAAAUAACUAUACUCUGUUUCUGUUCAGCCUGAAUCCCUCCUGAAAACGUAAUGGUGAAUAUAUACAUAUAUAUACACACACAGACACACACACACACAUUUAAAAGAUACAUAUAUCUAUUACAUAUAUAAAAAAUACAUUUAAGAGAGCUUAGUAAUAAUAUAGGUUACACACAUCUGACGCAGGGUUUAGAACUGUUCUGCUUGCUCAACCAUUCUUUUCUAAUUCAUGAUUUUAUUUUACUAUUCUGUCAAUGGUAGAUCCCAUUUAAGAACUUAAUACUUUGGGUUGUUGAUUGGUUUUUGUUGUUGUUUUGAAGCCACAAAAUUUCACAGAUCCAGUUUAGAGCAAUCUCACUGAAUUAGUGCAAGCAAGGAGGCCUUAACUGCAGGUAUGGGAACAAUAAAGACCUGCUAGGCAUUAGGUGAGCUAUCGCCUUUUAAAUCAAACUUGUUGCUAACCAAGCACUAGUGCACAGCCGUCAUCUUACAGCUUUCUAAACUACGAUAUUUUCCUCACCCCUGAGCAGAAGGGUGAGAGAGCGAAAGACAUACGUGUAAGACAAAGGUUGCAAUAAAAGAUUACACGGGACAAAUUCAUAAAAUGCAAAUUGAAUUAGUUUCAAAUUCUUAAAAGUUUUGGAUUAUUGAGUAAUAUAAGUAUAUUCUUUCAAUUUACUGCUUUUUAAGCAUUCCUUUAAGCAUCUAUUUUCUUAUUUGACUGGCACACAAGUCAAAUAAGACUCCAUACUUUCUCAAUCCCUGCCUCUGUCCUACACGCCCCAAAAAUCUUUUCCACUGAUUAAGAUCACAGUACUUCUAAAAUCCAGAACCUGAAGGUAUAAUUUUCUUCCUUUAAGAGGUAAGCAUUUGCUACCAUAGCUCAAAUAAAGCUGUUGACAUCUGUUUUUUUUCAAUAUUCAUGUCAGAGCCUGAGGGUUUUUCGGGCCUCUUAGGAUGAAGAAGCCAUCAGUAACGUAUGAAAGAGGAGUAUAAAGAGUAUUUAUGUACAUCUCUCCUGUACCAGUCAACUUCUGAGCCAUCAAAAGUCAUGCACCAUUACAAGUAGGUAAAGGAACUUCUAUUACAAGAAGUGGUUCAAGCAAUGGCAUGCUGCGUGAGUGAAAUGGCAGACAAAUUUAGCAAAUAAAUAGAUUUUCUGUUCUUAAUUCAAACCAAACCUGCUGCAAGUGUUGGAUACUUAAGGGCCUGUGCCCAAAAGCAGCAUUUUCUGUCCUUUGCAGAGAAACUACACAGCAGAUAAAAUGCUGGACCAGGGGAAGUUCUCUGUUGAAAGUGCCACUUGGCUACAGCAUUCCUCUGUUUUUGGCAAAUAGAUUUAAACUUCCAAAUCCAAAUGCAUUUUACACAGAAUUCCAAAUAGUCUUCACACAGUAAGUUUACUACUUGGAAGUCAUGUUUGCACAUGACUGAAUGGAAAUGGUUUGGAGAGACUUUUUUUAAACACUUUACAAAGGAACUGAUUUUUUCCCCUUUGGAAAAAAAAUCAGGGUGUGGGACUUCUACUAUUUACAACACGUUCUUUAGAAGAAUAAAAGCAAAAUGGUUUAACACUAUUAUUGUUCUAAUUUUUUUCCCCUUCUGCAGUCCUGUGCUGACAUUUUGUUCAGUCAGAUAAGGAAAUAUAUCUAGGUCAUGAAACUAAUCAAAAACAGUGGGUUUAUGGUCACAACCCUUACCUUUACAGCAGCUAUUGUGAGUUCAAAGAAAGUUCAAGGACCCACAAACCAGCCUUCUACACUAGCUUUCAAGUAGUGGUUUCCUGACUGAAUCAUCAAACUAAGAGUUGGGACACCUGAGUUUUAUGCCUUUAGGCAAAUUAUAGCCUAAUUUUCAGGUGUGGUGGAUUUCUUUAACUCCCAUUUAUUUCAAAUGGAGUCACAAGAGCCCAGCACCUCUGAAUCUUGGUUUUAAACCAUUUUGGGAAUACCUUCCUUACAGAUACAUUGGAAAGCUCUUUUGAUGUUUGUAAUACAUUUUGAAAUGCUUAGUAAAAAUGUGUUAUAGAAAUACAGUCAUUACUACCAAGUGUGACAUUGAAACAGUUCUGUUUUUUUCCUCAUCUCCAUGCAGUACAGUUCAAAUGACCUUAAAAAAAAUCCCACGACAGCUAAACCUUACAGUUCCGUAGCCAGGACAGAGUGAGAGACAGGAGGCGAAUGCUAUGAGUUCCCAGGGAUCUGUAACCUCACUGCUUUUAGGAUGGAAGCUGAAGGGUGGAAGAUCAUGAGCAAAAGGUGAAAAGCAAGUGGUGACGGAAGCAGGACCUGACGAUCACAUGGUUUCCUUAUAUUUUAGAAGAUCCCUACUGGAAGGAUCCAGAAGACAUGGUUUUGAAAUAUCACCACUUGGUAAGGACCCUCUGGAAGCCUUGAGGACCUUAGCCUUUUCAGAAAACCCAGGUUUACAGCAAUCUGCUGCCCUCUAUUACUUGCAUAUGAGUCAGCACAUGAAUGUCCCCCUGCCUGUGGAGCAUCUGGAACCCUUCUACGCCUUACUACGGUCUGCUGACCUGGAGGUGCAGCAGAUGUCUUCCUUGUCCCUUGUCAACUUCUUGCUGGAAGGAAAUAUUGACAAAGAAUUAGUUGUCCAAAUGGGUUUACUUGAGCCAAUUCUGGAUCUGCUUGAGUCAGAGGAUCCCACUGUCCAGUGUAAUUCCUGUGCCUGCACCAUGACUUUGGCUGUUUCAGAGUCCAACCGAGAGGCUAUAGGCGCUGCUCAAGGAGUUACACCCCUACUGUCUCUUGCCAGUUCCUACGAUCCUAGAGUCCAACAAAAUGCAGUUGGGGCUAUUUUCAACCUCACACAAUCAGAGAAAAUCCAACAGGUCCUAUGCAAGGAAGGAGCCCUACCAGUUCUUGCCUUGCUUCUUGAAUCUCCUGACUCAGAAGUGCAGUACUACAGCUGUGCUGCCCUAAGCAAUGUGGCAGCCAAUGUUCAGCACCAUGAAGCCAUGCUGAGACCCAGCAACAGGUUCCUGCUCCAGACACUCAUCUCUCUCCUAUCCUCUUCUGUGGACAAGGUUUCAAGCCAGGCAUGCAUUUGCCUAAGAAAUUUGGCUACUAGUGCAGACAUCCAGGCCGAGAUGGUUGCUGAGGAUGUCCUGCCCAAGCUGUGUUCUCUCCUGACAUCGGGAAGCGAAGGCGUGCGUCGUGCCUCCAUCGCUCUGCUCUGGAUACUGUCCCAGCACCCGCACAACCAGGACACUCUGGCGUGUGCUGAGCUACUACAGAGCCUGGGGAUGCUACUGGCAGCGCAUAAAACAGACCCUGUGAUUGUUGGCCAUACUGCUUGUAUCAUCAAAAACCUGAGCCUUUCCAAAAACAUACAGAGAAUCAUUGAGAGCCCAUGUGUUGAAGGUCUCCUCCAGACCAUGCUUUCUGCUGACGUUCAAGAAGACUCUCUUUGUUAUGUGACAUCUUGCCUCGCUGAGCUGGCAAAGCAAGAAGGAGCCACGUUACACAUGGUCCAAUGGAUGGAUGAACCCUUGACAAAGUGCUUGGUGAGACUGGCUGGCCAACUGGAACACACGGAAUCAUCCUUUCAAGCUGCCUCCAUCAUCCAGCACAUGAUAGGUCACGAAAAAAUGAUGCUUUUGUCGAAGCGUCACAUCGGAGAGAUUCAGGCCUACCUCAAGAAUUUUCUUACCCACCAGGAGAUCCGCUUUCAGCAGCUGGGCAUCUCUACGUUCUGCAGACUGCGACAAGAUCCAGAAUUUUCAUUCGUAUUCAGAAAAAGCCAAAUGGCCAAACUCCUCAAGCAAGUCCGUCAACAAAUGGAAGAAACUCAAGAGCUCCUUAGGGCAGCUAUUUGCCAUGAAGACAGUUAAUAUUUAAGCCGGAUGGUUUAUGAAAACUUACCAGAUCCAAGAGCCUGAACUUUCAGAGAAGACAACUCUUUUCAUUGGUUCCUGUACCUAAACUUUUCCUGCUACUUGCAGUCUCGUCAUACAGGAGAGAUGUUUCGAUAACAAGAACUGGAGCAGGUCAAAAGACAAUCCCUUGAACGCUUUGGCUGGCUGCUUAAGUAUGCUUGAGGACUACGGCUGCAUUCCUUCCAACCGUUCGGAAAACGCCUGUUAUGCUUGGGUAAUCUUCCAUGGUUUGCUUUUGGUUUCCUUCCCUCCAUCCCCCCAAAAAACCCCCAAACAAUGCUGUAUUCAUGAGGUUUUCUUCAUGUAACAGGCUGAUUCUACUUAAGAAGCAUCUCUCAAGUAUGCAGGUUACACUGCAUUCAUCUUUAUUUUAUUUCUGUCCCAUGUACCUUAUUUCAGAGCACACUCCAGGGACUUGACUUUGGAAAAUAAUUGAAUUAACACAUAGUGUAAAGGUAGCAAACCACUAACAGGUUACUACAGGAAGUAACUGCUGAGGGACAACUCAGAAAUUGCAAGAAAUUUAUAAGAAACAAGAACAGAGCAAGCCUUAAGGCUGGUCCUUGCCUACACUGUAGGCACUGCUCCCCAGCAGAAGAGCGAAGGUGCGUUGAAGCAGGUAAAUGUGGCACAGAGCACGUUCAGCAUAUAGCAGCUACCAUGAAGGACUUGGGCGAGAUGUGUCUGAAUACAGGAAUCUGCAUUCUGCAAAUGGUAAACAUUUCCAAAGGUACUUACAACAGGGAAAAAGUGAGCAUAUUUGGCAAAAUUAGGAAUUGAUCUUAUAUUUUGAUAUUUCAUUUUAAAAGGAGUUAAAGAACAACAAAAAAGUAGUGAUAUGUUUAAACUCAACUGAUUUCCUUACAUGUAUACAGGAUACUGAACAACCUUCCCUUCCCUCUCCUCCAGGGGGAAGUCUGUCUUGCAGACCUUUUUGCCAAUCAAAACAGUAUUUUUCAGGAAAAAAAAAAAUUGUAGCAGAGCCUUGAAGUUAUGGGGCACUAGUUUUUUAACUUAGGUUUUCAUUUGUAAGAGAAUCGUAAUCUAAUAACAGUCAUCUAUUAGUAAUCCAGUUCCACCUUUGAUCAAUACACUCUUGUUUUUAAAUACAAGAAUCCUCCUGGAGCUUCAUAUUAAAUUGGCUGGAAUAUUGUAAUUUUGGAACCACUCUUAUGGCAAGCAUCUGCUUCCACAGACAGCACAGUUUCUUAUGAAAAUAUGUCAGAAGAGUUUCCGCGUCUUUUGAGGUACCUCUGACCAUGGUGUAACUCCUACAUGCAUAUAUAGCUUUAGAACUGCCACUGGCUACAAACAUGGAGUAAAAGUGAGAUUAAAAAUAAAAAUAAAAAAAAUCAUUCUGUCAACUAAGAGCUCAACACUACGUUUUACUGUGGCCCAAAUCCCUAAGCUUAAGUUUUGGUACUUGGGGGAGGCAUUUCUGUUAACAAUUCCUUUUAAUAACUGCAGGUUCUCUCCAGUAGUACUGUUUUAAAAACACCACCCAACCAAUAACACACUCAAAAGCCUCUCUGCAGCACAGUAACAAGACCUGUUAAAGAACAGGGCAGACAGAGACUUCAGCUAGAGCAGGAUGGCAUUUUCAAUAUUCAUGUAUGACAGGAAUUUUCUUUUGAAAUCUCAGGUGGAAGGCCCAUGUGCUGAGCUGUGGACAGCUGGGCUUAUUAAAACAGCUGGUAAAAGAACUGAACUGACACAACUAGGAACAAAAUCAGAAAGUCUCAAACUUCAGGCCACCUCCUUGGGUGACACUAGGUCAUUUUCCAAAAAGAUCAGUGUAAUAUCAAGUAAUGACAUUAGAACCUGCCCCGUAUCUGUAUUCUCAGUAUUUAAUUGCAAACAUCAUUUCAAUGUCUUAGCAAGAAAGAAAAUAACAAAGCAUUCUUCAUCAGGACCGAGGAGGCGAGACAUGCGCAACAAGCAAAGCGAAUGGUGAAUGACCCAGUAGUUGCAAUGCAUGGAGCCAAACUCCCCGAGUGCCAUCCCUGUAAGCAUCCAUCCUGCGCUGUUAAGAUAUAAGCAAAGAGCUGAGCCUUUCCUAAGCAUGCAGUGCAGCUGCUGUGAAAGGUUCCUACCCCGUACCUUCAGAACGGCUGCCUGCAACUUCUACAAUUGCUUGUUCCACCUCCCUGAAUAGUUACACAUUGCUUCUGAUGGUACAAAUGACAAAACCAGUUGCAAUAGCAGGCAAAGGAGCUGGCCUUCAUUUAAUACCAUACUUUAUUGUCAAGAACAACAUUCAACUGAAGAAAAAAUAUUUUUCCCUGCAUUUAAAUAGAGGGGCUUAACCAAAGACUUAAAAUUUCAAUCCUUUUUAAUUUUAGGUUUGGGGGUUUUUUUUAUUCAUACACCUAGUUCUAUUCCCAAUUCCCUAGCUUUUAGUUUGUAUGUUGGGCCCUUGAAAAGGAGGAAAUUUUCUCUCUCAUUUGAAGCAAAUCUGGAAUGAAUAUAAUUAUAAGUUGUUUUUACUGCAGUCCUGUUCAAAAAAACCCAAACCACCAAACAACCAGACAUGAAAAAUGAAGCAGGCUUUUCAUCUGUGCUGCAAACAGAGAAGCAAGCAUUCUGAAGUCUCACAAAAACCAGAUCAGUGUAAUUUAUACCCAAGCCUAAAUAGUUCAGCAUAAUUUACACCUGAGCCUAAAUGAACCCCCAAGACUUAAAAUUGAAGCUAAAUCUUACUGGCUGUUUCUUUGCUAUGUGUCUAGCUGCAAGUGACUCUGUACUGAUUCUCUAGUUAAGAGAUUAGAGGAAAGCUGAAGAAAAUUUUUAAGCAGACCAAGAGUAACAAGAAGAGUUUUCCAUCACAGAUUUACUCCUC